AUGUUGCCCGCACAAGGUUUUACUCUACAGUUCUUGCGGCCCGCGUGGGGUGCUAUGCGUGGAAGAAUGUCCCCCAAAUCUGUUCAGUAUAUGUGGGUUUGUGAUUUGAGAGCCAUUAUUGUGAAAUUUUUGUCCCGAAUCAAAUGUCUAAGCGUGCAAAAGCAUAAACCGGACCUACUUCAUCUAAAGGCGGGUCAAAAGGCAAAUCCAAGGACCCCCCCCCCAUUUCGUUUGUUAAACCGUGAAAACCGCAAAACAUAUGAAUUUCUCACUUCCAACAAACAACAAAUCAAAUCAACAAAAAUCCUCCAUAGAGAAUCUUUUGAAGAUCUCGGGGUGCUCGAAGGAGUUCAAGCACUAUUUGACAACAUUGGUUGGGGUCAAUUCCUUCAUAAUCGUGUAGCCACCUACAUUGAACCAACCUUAGAAUUCCUUUCCACAUUCAAACCUGAUGAUGAAGUGAAAACCGUAACUUUCCAAAUGCUAGGUGAAAAUCGUUCAUUGCCAUUUAGGGUUGUGAAUGCUCUCAUGGGCACCCCGGUGGACCAUAUGUAUUCCUAA
Molecule: messenger RNA, 561 nt
Organism: Lactuca saligna
Lineage: Eukaryota; Viridiplantae; Streptophyta; Magnoliopsida; Asterales; Asteraceae
Source: the annotation of a GenBank genome assembly